Molecule: messenger RNA, 1288 nt
Organism: Didymodactylos carnosus
Lineage: Eukaryota; Metazoa; Rotifera; Eurotatoria; Philodinida; Philodinidae
Source: the annotation of a GenBank genome assembly
UUAUCUUGUACUCUCGAACGUAGUCACUUCUAUAAUUUCAAAACGACUGGUUGUAUUCUUACAUUUUUUUUCUAGAUUGAAUGGUUGGGUAAUGUUGCUCUAUGGAAAAAUUUCGUACCUUGUUACCCAUUAUCUCAAUCUCAAACGAAAAUUUAAUUUACCUAUAUUGUGUAAACUUUAACUCAAUCUUGUAUACGGAUAGACAUUUACAUUCAUCAUUUUUCUGACGCUUUUCAUAUUUUUCUCAAGGCGAGUUCUGUUUUUCUUUUCUCAAAAAAAAAUAAUCAAGUUUUAUGCUAGUGUAAUAGAAAAAUUUAAAACAAUUAAAAUUAAAACAAGAUGGUUCUAUUUUCUGCAUACUCUUUAUUGUUCUUCUUUGUGUAUUUUUGUUGUAGGAAAGAAAUUAUUUUGUCUUUCAUCUUAUAAAUUAUUCUUGCUUUUAGAUCUAAACAAAAACAAUUUUUAAAAGUAAAAAGAAAUUACAACAUGGUGAAAGAAGUUGGCUGGUAUCCAUAUGAAUUUCAAUCUGGUACAACUGUGGCUAUUGCUGGCGAUGAUUAUGUUGUUGUAGCAAGUGAUACACGUUUAACCGAAAAUUAUUCGAUCCAAUCACGUACACAUAGCAAUGUUUAUAAAUUACAUAAUAAUUCGUUAUUAUUAUCAACGGGAUUUCUAGGUGAUGUAUUAACAUUAAAAAAAACACUUGAUGGUCGUAUUAAAACUUAUGAAUAUACUCAUAAUAAACAAAUAUCAACUCCAGCAUUAGCUCAAAUGAUAUCUAUAAUGAUGUAUGGAAGAAGAUUUUUUCCAUAUUAUACAAAUACUGUUGUUACAGGUUUAGAUAAUGAGGGUAAAGGCUGUAUAUUUGCAUUUGAUCCCGUUGGUUCAAUGACACAACAAGGUUAUGCAUGUGAAGGUAGCGCAAUGCCACUUAUAUUACCGAUACUUGAUGCCAAUGUAAGUAGCUAAAUAACCAAGCAUAUAUGAUGAAAAAUAAGAAAAUGAGCUACUUCAUUCAUUUUGUACAACACGGCUUGUCUGGCUAACGGUCCCCUUUUUUUACUCAUUUUCAAAGAAUCGUUCCAAUAAAGCUAGGAACCCAUUUCAAAUUCGAAAUAGAUGAUCUAGUAGAAUAAAUAUUUCUCUACAAAAUGAGAAAUUUCUCGACUCUGAAAGCUGAUUAGUUAUGAAAAUACAGUUAUUUUACAAGGAGCCCAAAAAGUCGAUUUUGGGGCUAUUUGAAAAAGGGUUUUGAAAGGGUGAAGACGAUUGAGCAAAUAUUCUUAAA